CCCAGGGAGCAGAGGUAAUGGUAAACAGUGCAAAGCAUGAUAUUUCGGAGCAUUAGUAUGCAAUGCCUUGGUGGAUUUGAGAAAGUAUUUUAAUGUAAAAGCAAAUUUCGCGCGGGCGAAGCGCGAGCGCAGCACAUGCGCAUUGCGUUGCACGGCUGCACCCUCGGAAGCGGGAAACAUGAAGUGAUCGAGAGGUGAUAUUUUAUUAUCAUCCACCGGGAGAUCGGCCCUACCUGUAACUGCGGGGUUAGAUCAUGUCCAUACGGCUAGAUACUUCUCUCCUGAAGGCCGGAGUAACAGGCGACUGAAAUGCGGAGGUCUUCAGCUCCGAGUCAGCUCAGUGGCAACGCAGCUAAAAAGUUCAAGUUUAUCCCUCCCAGGAGCGGGGGGCCUGGUUCGGCAACCGCCAGUCUCCCGGCAACGAGUGAGGUAACUCAUGAAAAUGUCAAUAAUGAGAGUUCUUCAUUGCAAUCCAAAGCAUUGGUUGCAAAAUAUAAACUGGUGCAAGGCUGCCCUCUUUACCAAACUACAGGGAGUCUGGAUGAAGGUGUUUGUCUAAAGAGGUCUGAAUCUGAUCAUUCGAAUGCCAUGCCUACUUUGUCAGCGGAACCGGCAAGUACAAGUCAAGCUGAUGUUGAUCCUCAGCAACAGCAGAAGCCAUCCCGAUUCUUUGCAGUACCAAAACAAAUUCGCACAUCACUGCCGCUUGUGUCACAUCAGACAAAUCCAGAAAAUCUAGACAAUGAACAAAACAUUUCCUUCAUCACAUACUACAGUGUCUUGUGGUGUAAAGCAUCAAAGAAGAAACACAAGAAAUGGGAGGGUGAUGCAGUCUUGAUUGUCAGAAAGACGUCUGUUGUUCUCAAGGAUAUGGAGGGCAAAGACAUUGGAAAAGGUACUGGAUACAAACCAAAAGAACUCAAAACUCUUUCUGAGGGUCAGACCUUAAUGAUUGGUGGAAAGGAGGUUGAGAUAACAGGACCAAUCUCUGCGGAGGACUUCAUGAGUGGUCGGUGUUUUCACUCCACUGUUGCUGCUUUGUCACAUUUACCAGUGGCAGCAUUUUCACAGCAUCCUUUGCUAAAACCUUUUACAAACCCAUUAAAGAACAGUCCUGGGCUCAGUCAAACACAAAUUUUUCAAAAAACCAACAGUGAAUGUAAACCUAGGCAUGAUCCAAAUGCUCCAAAUGCUUUAGUAAUGCCACGACCUAACCUUAGUCACCAGUGGCUGUUUAAUAAAGCUGGUCUCCCAUUAGUGGACAUAGUGGUGGACCCUUACCUUGCCAUACACCUGCGACCUCACCAAUGCGAUGGUGUGAUCUUCUUAUAUGAGUGUAUAAUGGGAAUGAGAACUACUGGCAGGUUUGGUGCUAUCUUGGCUGAUGAAAUGGGUCUAGGGAAGACUCUGCAGUGCAUCACAUUAAUUUGGACUCUGAUGCGGCAAGGACCUUAUGGAAGCAAACCUAUAAUCAAAAAGACUCUUGUCGUCACACCAGGGAGUCUUGUAAAAAACUGGGUCAGUGAAUUCCAGAAAUGGCUUGGAAUGGAAAGGCUGAAAGUUUUUGCAGUUGAUCAGGACCACAAAGUGGAAGACUUCAUCAAUUCUCCGCUGUACUCUGUCCUCAUAAUCAGCUAUGAGAUGCUACUGCGAUGCCUAGAACAAAUUCAAAACUUUGAAUUUAACCUGAUAAUUUGUGAUGAAGGUCACCGUUUAAAAAAUAGUUCAAUUAAGACAUCCACAGCAAUUCUUAGCCUCUCUUGUGACAGAAGAGUGAUUCUCACCGGUACUCCAAUACAAAAUGAUCUUCAAGAGUUUUACUCUCUAAUAGAGUUUGUGAAUCCAGGAAUCAUUGGCUCAUCUUCCACCUACAGAAAGAUUUAUGAAGAGCCUAUCAUCAGGUCUAAACAGCCCUCUGCAACAAUAGAUGAAAAGCAGUUGGGUGAAGAGAGAGCAACUGAACUCUGCCGAUUAACUGGAUUCUUUAUACUUCGACGGACACAGGACAUCAUUAACAAUUACCUCCCUCCGAAAACUGAAUGGAUUGUCUUCUGCCGCCCAGCUGUACUGCAGCUUGAAUUUUAUCAGAAACUGCUGGCAUCCCAUGCGGUGAAAUCUUGCCUGCAGGGAAGUUUGGAGAACAGCUCCCACCUAAUAUGCAUAGGGUUACUGAAAAAACUCUGCAAUCACCCUGCACUCUUCUUUAACUCAAUAAAGGGAAAGGAGAUUCUCUGCAAUACAACUGAUUUUGAUCAUCAGUUGAAAAGCAGCCCUUAUGAUGAUUUGGCUGGGAUGUUACCGGUAAAUUAUGAACCACCUGCAUUUACUGAAAAGGAUUCAGGAAAAUUACAAGUAUUGAUAGAUCUUUUGGCAAGCAUUCAUGAACAGAAUUCAGCUGAAAGAGUUGUGCUGGUUUCAAAUUAUACUCAGACAUUAGAUAUACUGCAAGAAAUGUGCAAGCGUUUUGGAUAUAGCUAUACACGACUGGAUGGACAAACCGCUGUCAGCCAGCGACAAAAACUUGUGGAUUCAUUUAAUAGCAAACAUGGCCAGAGUUUCAUCUUCCUGCUCAGCUCAAAGGCUGGCGGAGUUGGAUUAAAUCUAAUUGGAGCAUCUCGGUUGGUUCUGUAUGAUAUUGAUUGGAAUCCUGCAAAUGAUGUUCAGGCUAUGGCCAGAGUAUGGAGAGAUGGUCAAAAGAGACCUGUGCAUAUUUACAGACUACUAACAACAGGGACCAUAGAAGAGAAGAUUUAUCAGCGGCAGGUCAGUAAACAAAGUUUAUCUGGAACAGUGGUUGACCUAAAAAAGAAGAGUGAGCAUGCCAGCUUUUCUUUAGAAGAACUUCGAAAUCUCUUCCAACUAGAAGAAGACUCUAAUUGCCUUACCCAUGAUCUCCUGUACUGCAAAUGUUUAGGAAAUGGACAGCCGAUAGUUAAUCUCACUGCUAAAAAGGCUGCGACUCCUAGACCCUGCCAACUUGGCCAUAAUUCAGAGAUGUCUGAUUCCCAUAAACACCUUUCUAUGUCAGAUCUGAUGGACUGGAAGCACUUUUCUGGAGAAACUCAGCACUUCCCUGAUCCUGUUCUUGAAAAAGCGAAAGAAAAUAUCACCUUCAUGUUUCAAAACACAACAAAACCACAGGCCAUAUCCAGCUGAGGAAAGGAUGAAAAUAUGUAUGCAUACAAUGGAAUUUUGGACUUAACUUUGUGAUUCUAUUUACCCUUGUUUAUAAACUUGGUUACAAGUUCUGGAUAAAUAUUUUGAUACUGUAAUUACCUUAUCCAAGUUCAUGGGCUUUAUUUUGUAAUCGUGUUUUGCAGUUUAUCGACUUGAGAAUUAUCUCUAAUUGAAUAAGUACAGUGACAGCAAUCUAUCAGUUUUACUAGAAUAAAACUCACUUCAGCCUAUCCCAAUGAUAUCCAUUAAUUUUAACUAUUUCUCAGACCAACUACUCUGAUGCUGACUUAGUGAGACAAUUAAGACAUUGUCAAUUCAUGCCCAAUUAUUUUUGCAUGGUAAAUUGGCUUAUCAUCUUGGGGCCUUAUAAUACAAAGGAGAAAUUUUCAUUUCUUUAUUCUGAUAGAAUUCAAACUAAGGCCCCAGAAAAGAGAGUGCGCUAACCAUCAGCACUUGAAGGCUCCAUUCAUUACUAUGUCUUAAAUAUUAAAAAGUGAUUUAAAAUGCUCUUUUGCAUGCAUGCUGCAAUUGGAUGCAUUCAGCAAUACAGUAUGAGGUUUACUGCAUUCACUCACAAUGCCAUUUGACACUGUGAAAAUUGAAGGAGUAUUUCUAUGGGUGCUGUAGCCUGUAUCCAAUCUUAUGAUUGGAAAUAUUAAAGCCUAACCCAAUGGUAUUAUACUUGGAAUCCACGCACAAAGACACUUGGUAUCAUCUAGAAUAGAGAUAAUUGGAUAACUAACUUGUCAAUCAUGCCAGGAGACUCUAAUAAUGAAUGAGUGGGAUUGGUUUUACAGAUAUUAAUUCUGUUUGCUGGAGGUCAUAGAGUCUUGAAAUAGACAUUGUAAGUAAACGUUGUUUACCUUGCAGUUUGCUAUUAAAUAUUUUGUUUGGUUGUAAUCUUUGACGAUCAUAAGUAUAGUUCUGUUUCUACCUCGCUGUUGACAGACAUUGCACACAUACUUUAUAGUAGACGGUCACUGGCUAGAAAUAAACUGUACUUGUGUAGUGGCAUUUCACAUCUCCAGGACACCUCAAGGCUUUACAGUUGAUAAUUUAAUUUAAAAUAACCUUUGUUCCAUAGACAGUGAGUUUGAUAGUGAUCAAAUUGAAUUCUACCCUAGCCCCGAAGCAGUUAGAAUUAUUUAAGUCAAGUCUGGCUGAGAUCAAUUAGCUCAGUGCAGCCCAUGGAUCAUACCAUCCUAGUUAUACUUCAUACAAAACGAGGCCUGAAUUUACUUGUUCAGCUAAUGGAGGAGCUAGUAUGUCAAUAUGCCAGAAGUUGUGUAAAGCAGUGCAUUUAUGCUUUAUUUGGAAAGGGAAAAUAAAAAAGUUCUUAUGUUUGUACAAAACCUCUACAUUUCUUUGUUGGGGUAGAGUUUCUGAGUGGUGGAGUCAUUAAAAGGUCUAUUCCGCCUGCAGUACUGUUCAUAGUAAAUCUAGUGACAGUCUAGCAAGUCAUUUCAGUAAGGCUGUUUUCCUGGGAGAUGUUCAAUUGUUCUUGAUUUCGUCUCAGAGAAGAUUAAAAUUACUGUAGUGAUUGGAACGAAGGCCAGGUGGAUCUCAUUGACUGUGUGAUCUUUGAUUGAGGCUGUUACCUUGAACCUUAGAUAUAAACAGGACUAACACAGAUUCUCCUCAUUCUAGGGACUGGCUCUGGGCUGGCUGGUCAGAGCCCAUUUAUUGUGCACAUGUAAAUAAAGAGUGACUUGGUGACAGGA
Molecule: messenger RNA, 4898 nt
Organism: Stegostoma tigrinum
Lineage: Eukaryota; Metazoa; Chordata; Chondrichthyes; Orectolobiformes; Stegostomatidae
Gene: rad54b
Product: RAD54 homolog B
Exons: 14
Coding region: 310-3156 (948 amino acids)
Biological process (GO): double-strand break repair via homologous recombination; reciprocal meiotic recombination
Cellular component (GO): nucleus
Molecular function (GO): DNA translocase activity; ATP binding; ATP-dependent chromatin remodeler activity
Source: RefSeq, a predicted model, not a curated record